CUGACCUAGGCGGGAAGAAGAACGAAAAAACUAGAAAUGGUCAACAGUUUUAUAAACCCACCUCCCCAUUUUUUCUUUCAAAUUCCAAGCUUCCGCCACAAGCUUCUCUCUCUAUAUCUUCCUGGUUAGCCUGGCUACCUCACUACCCAUGCCAUGGCUCGAAACAAGGAGAAAUUAGUAUUAUUGCUUGAUGUCGGUCCAUCGAUGCACGGUGUUCUUUCAGAAGUUGAAAAACUCUGCUCCAUGUUAGUGGAGAAGAAGCUUAUUUUCAGCAAAUAUGAUGAAUUGGGAGUGGUGGUAUUCGGAACCGAAGAAUCUAAAAAUGACCUUACAACGGAAGUGGGUGGAUAUCAAAAUAUUACGGUGUUGCAAGAUAUCAAAGUUGUUGAUGGAGAUCUUGUCGACACUCUACAGAAGCUGCCUCGUGGAAGAGUGGAUGGUGAUUUUCUUGACGCAAUUGUUGUUGGGAUGGAUAUGCUGAUAAAGAAAUAUAAAGAUCUACACAAAGGAAAGAAACGUCUGUGCCUCAUUACUAAUGCCAUUCAUCCUAUAAAGGACUCUUUUGAGGGAAGCAAAGAAGAUCAGGUCAUGACCAUUGCUGAACAGAUGGCUGCACAAGGCAUGAAAAUAGAAAGUAUAGUUGUGAGGGGAAGGUUAAGUCGUGAUGCAAAUAAGGGAGUAAUGGAUGAGAAUGAUCAUCUCUUGAGUAUAUUUUCAAAGAAAACCCAUACACGUAUUGUAUAUGUUGAUACUCCAACUUCAUUACUGGGAGCACUUAAAACUCGAAGAGUAACUCCUGUAACAGUUUUCAGAGGUCAUCUUGAGCUCAGUCCUCAUAUGAAAAUUAAGGUGUGGGUUUAUAAAAAAACACAAGAGGAGAAGUUUCCUACUCUGAAGAAAUACUCAGAAAAAGCACCAGCAAGUAAUAAGCUUGCAACACAUCAAGUCAAGGUUUCUUAUGAGUACAAAAGUGUUGAUGGCUCCAGUGCUUCAGUUAUACCACCAGAGCAAAGGAUUAAAGGCUAUCGUUAUGGACCUCAAGUAGUUCCUAUAUCAACUGCUGAAUGGGAUGCUGUCAAGUUCAAACCAGAAAAGGGUAUAAAGGUUCUGGGAUUUACUGAUGCUUCAAAAAUAAAGCGACACUGCUACAUGAAAGAUGUUUAUCUUUUUAUUGCUGAACCGGGCAAUACAAGAGCCACUCUUGCUGUUUCUGCCAUAGCAAGAGCAAUGAAGGAAAUGAAUGCGGUUGCAAUAUUGCGAUGCGUUUGGAGGCAGGGACAGCAGAACGUUGUUGUGGGGGUCUUGACACCAAACAUUUCACAAAAUUAUAAAAUUCCUGAUUCGUUUUAUUUCAAUGUACUUCCUUUUGCUGAGGAUGUUCGUGAAUAUCAGUUCCCCUCUUUCAACAGUUUUCCAGCUUCAUGGCAACCUAAUGACCAACAACAAAAGGCAGCUGAUGAAUUGGUGCAAAUGCUUGAUCUUGCUCCAUCAGGCAAAGAAGCAUUGUUGCCUGAGUUCACCCCAAAUCCCGUUCUGGAGCGUUUUUAUCGUCAUCUAGAGUUGAAAGCAAAGCAACCAGAUGCAGCUGUACCUCCACUUGAUGAAACUCUAAAGAAUAUUGUUGAACCAGACCCGGAGCUUGUUGCUGAAAACAAGUCUGUUUUUGAUGCAUUACAUAGACACUUUGAACUCAGGCAAAAUCCUAAGCUGAAGAAAUCAUCCAGGCAGUGGUAUCAAGAGAAACAAUCUGGAUCAAAUGCACAUGUAUCCAGUGGUCAGGCUGUCAAUUCCAUUGAAAAUCAACCACCACUUAAGAUUGAGAAAAUUGGAGAUUUAACUCCUGUCCAAGAUUUUGAAGCCAUGAUGUCUCAAAGAGAUAACCCAGAAUGGGUUGAGAAAGCAAUCAAGGAAUUAAGAGAGAAGAUACUUGCUCUAUUGAUACACUCCAAUGAAGGAGAUAAGUAUCAGAAAGCAGUGGAAUGUGUAGCUGCUCUUCGCAAGGGUUGCAUCCUUGAGCAAGAGCCAGGACCCUACAAUGAUUUAAUGCACCAUAUUCGGCAGUAUUGCGAGGAGAAAGGAAUCAAAAGUUUGCCACAGCUUCUUGCUUCCAGGGAUCUCACUUUGAUCUCCAAGUCAGAAGCUGAAGACAGCGAUGUUACAGCUGAGGAGGCGAGAAGCUUUUUCGUUAAAAUGGAGCCAAAACCCGAUGUUUAGAGUUGUUACUACGUUUCUGUUUCUUUUGUAGUUGGCUCUCAGUUUAUGUGCAGUAAACUUAACUUCUGUUUUGGUUAUGAAGUAUGAACUGUAUAUUCAACAUGUAAGAUCCAUGUAGCUUAUCUGUUUCCUCUUAACAAGUUCAUUAUUUUUCCA
This is a messenger RNA of Gossypium raimondii (Peruvian cotton), 2370 nucleotides long. RefSeq names its product ATP-dependent DNA helicase 2 subunit KU80. Gene Ontology annotation, cellular component: nucleus; Ku70:Ku80 complex. NCBI's taxonomy places the organism in Eukaryota, Viridiplantae, Streptophyta, Magnoliopsida, Malvales, Malvaceae. The coding region runs from base 154 to 2214 and encodes 686 amino acids. The transcript is spliced from 12 exons. Gene Ontology annotation, biological process: double-strand break repair via nonhomologous end joining; telomere maintenance; cellular response to gamma radiation. The record is from RefSeq and is a predicted model, not a curated record. Gene Ontology annotation, molecular function: telomeric repeat DNA binding; damaged DNA binding; double-stranded DNA binding.